Messenger RNA from Pelmatolapia mariae (spotted tilapia), 2736 nucleotides. It is a transcript of the gene acot7, whose product is annotated as acyl-CoA thioesterase 7. NCBI's taxonomy places the organism in Eukaryota, Metazoa, Chordata, Actinopteri, Cichliformes, Cichlidae. Gene Ontology annotation, biological process: palmitic acid biosynthetic process; acyl-CoA metabolic process. The coding region runs from base 39 to 1187 and encodes 382 amino acids. Gene Ontology annotation, cellular component: cytosol; extracellular exosome; nucleoplasm. The transcript has 10 exons. The record is from RefSeq and is a predicted model, not a curated record.
GUGAGAGAGGAAGACUGAGAGCCAGACCGUGUUUAGAGAUGGAUUGCUCUAGGGCUCAGCAGAGUCAGGCUUCAGAUGAAGUGGAUAAGACGACUGCAGUGGUGGAGAAACAGCAACAUAGUCAAAGUAAGCAAGUAAGCAAAGAUGUCAGGGAGGGUGAGAAGACUGGAGCUUGGAAGUGUACCAAAAAUCAGCUUAGCAGGAUUAUGAGGCCAGACGAUGCCAACGUUGCGGGCAACGUCCACGGUGGCAACAUCCUCAAGAUGAUAGAGGAAGCCGGAUGCAUUGUCGGCACGCGGCACUGCAACACACAGAACGGGGACCGCUGCUUGGCAGCUCUGGUUCGGGUGGAGAAGACAGAGUUCCUGUCCCCCGUGUUCAUUGGCGAGGUCGCCCACGUCACUGCUGAGAUCACGCACACCUCCAAGCACUCGCUGGAGGUCCAGGUCAAAGUCAUGGCUGAGAAUAUCCUCACAGGUGCCAAAAAGCUGGCCAACAAGGCAGCGCUGUGGUACGUCCCCUGCUCUCUGCAAAAUGUUGACAAGAUCAUGGAGGUGCCACCUAUCAAGUAUGCUAGUGCUGAACAAGAGGAGGAGGGCAGGAAGCGAUAUGAGGCUCAGAAGAUGGAGAGACUGGAGACCAAGGCGAGGCCUGAAGAGGUGAUGCCAUCUCCACCCAACCCAGAGGAUCCACCAAAAGAAAAGCACACUGUUGGCUUCAGCCAGUCGAGUCUGAUUCAUCUGGUGGGCCCUUCAGACUGUACACUACAUGACUAUGUUCAUGGAGGUGUGACCAUGAAGCUGAUGGAUGAGGUCGCUGGCAUUGUGGCAGCUCGUCACUGCAAUACCAAUAUUGUCACUGCCUCAGUGGAUGCCAUCAAUUUCCAUCGCAAGAUCAAGAAAGGGUGUGUGGUGACGGUGACGGGACGACUCACAUUUGUCAGUAACAAAUCGAUGGAAAUUGAGGUGUUGGUAGACGCGUCCUCAAUGGUGGAGGCAGAGAAGGGGAAAUAUCGUGCUGUCUCAGCUUUCUUCACCUUCAUCUCCCUUGACAAGGACAAUAAGCCCCUGCCUGUCCCUGCCCUUAAGGUUGAAGGCGAGGAUGAGCAGAGACGUUUUGACGAGGGGAAAGCACGUUACCUCCAAAAUAAAGAAAAGAGACUGUCAGAUAAGACACGCGGGCAGUGAAAAUGCCACUCAGAAUUUAUCACCUGCAGCGACAAUACAUUAACCCCACACAAUAUGUAGUAUGAAGGAAACAAAGUAAACAUUUUCUGCUUUAUGAUUAUUGCUUUCUCUUGAACCUGAACCUAUGAUUUUUUUUUCCUGUGCUACACCAAAGUAUCCACAUAUACUGUAUAUGUAUGUAAGAGUACAUAAUUUAUUUUGGAGAGAAUUUUAAUGACGGAUGAAGACUGGGUUUUUUUCGAUCACUGUCUCCUGUCUCUGUGUAGAAGAGUACUAUUUUGUUUGUGGAAGAUCUGAAGACUUAAUUAUCAUGUCAGUGUAAAGUGAUAAUCUGAGCACAAGGAAACUGAUGAAUAAGGGAGUGAGUAAUAAUGAAUAAAAGAUCCAAGUGCUAGUCUGGGGCUCUUGCCUUGUGUCCUUGCUAGUUUGAUGAUGGUGAUGUCAUUGUCUUGGGCAUGCCUUGGCACAGAGGGCACACGCUAUCCAUCUUUUCAGCACUGUGUCUUUCACAGAGAAAUCAGGGGAGCUUGGGGGUUUUGACUCAACUUGCAUCUCUCCCACAUCACCCCCUCCCACUUCCUCUCUGCUCUCACCCUGCUUUGCCUGUCUGUCACACUAUGCCUUACCAUACUCUCUUUUCCCUCUCCUCCUUACGACCUCUUUUCAUCCACUUCCAUUCUCCCGUAAUGUUGCUUUCUUGCUCCUGAGUUUCUCUUUAUUUACCUGUCUGUCUCCCUUGUUGCCUCUUGUACCCAUAUUGUUCUCUUUGUCUCCAGAUGACAUUUGAGGAUUCAUUAUUGUCUGAUAAACAAACUGAACUGGAAAAAAAUGUCUCUAUUAGUGUCUUUCCAUGUGUCCUUUGUAAGUGCAUGUGUGCACAAGGUAAAAUCAGAAAGAUAAAUCGGGCCAGUGAGAAAUCAAUAUUACCAUGGCCAUGGCUAUAUGGCCAUGCCAAGACUGAACCCUGUGAUCAUUAACCAGCCAUAAAUACCACGGUAUUACAUUUCAUUUUUUUCUUUUGCAUUUUAUUUCAUUUUAGACCAGAAUCAGAUUCAUCAAGAGGUGUAGGUAAGGCUGCGCACUGGAUGACAGGGACUAAUUUCGGAUCAAAACCAAAGUGAAACUGAAGAUUAUUAAAGUCCAAUGUGGAAGCUCAGACAUUGACAAAAGUCUAAACAUUUGUAAAUUUUCUUUUCUUUGGACCUUUGUUCCUCCUCAUACUGCCUUUCUGACAUGGACAGAAAAUGAUUUGUCAUUGAAUCAUGAAGGUUAUUGUUAUUUUUUUCCUCUGUCCCUCCAGCCAGCAGAGUAUGUGUGCUUUUCAUUUCCCCCAUGAAAAUAAAGUUAGGCCCAAGCUGCACUGGGGGCUAUAUCUAUUUUUAACCCUAGUUAUGCAGAAGCGUCUUGUGAGAGGAGGCGAGCACAGGAAGGGAGAAGACGAUACAGUGAGACAGUAUGCAUGUCAUAUGGUAAGAUGAGACUUCUGAGAAAUAUGAACUCAUGGAAAAGCAUUCGCCAUACGUACAGUAUCAUGACAAUGACAUUAUCU